Striga asiatica is the source of this 1461-nucleotide messenger RNA. The record is from the annotation of a GenBank genome assembly. NCBI's taxonomy places the organism in Eukaryota, Viridiplantae, Streptophyta, Magnoliopsida, Lamiales, Orobanchaceae.
AUGGGGGAACCAGGUGAGGUGGGCAAGGAUGAUUAUCUCGCCCAAAAACUUAACACCAUCAACAAACCACAAAACAAACCUCUCGUCCUUUGGCUCAACGGAGGUCCUGGAUGCUCAUCAAUAGGCUUUGGGCAAUCACUAGAGCUGGGACCUUUCUUUCCUCAGAAAGGGACGAAGCCAGAGCUCAAGUUCAACAACCAUACAUGGAACAAAGCGGCCAAUUUACUGUUUUUGGAAUCUCCCGUUGGCGUUGGAUUCUCAUAUACAAACACAACUAGUGAUCUCAGUCACCUUGGUGACAACAUGACAGCUUCCGAUUCCUACAACUUUUUGGUGAGUUGGUUCCAAAGGUUCCCACAAUAUAAAUCUCACGACUUCUACAUUGCUGGGGAAAGUUACGGAGGCCAUUAUGUCCCUCAGCUUGCGAACCUUGUUGUUGAGAAAAACAAAAUUGCACUUAAAGACCACUUGAUUAACAUCAAAGGAAUUUUGAUAGGGAAUGCAGAGCUGGAUGAUGAAACAGACCAAAAAGGAAUGAUAGAGUAUGCGUGGAACCAUGCGGUUAUAUCGGAUGCAGUGUAUGAUGAGAUUAAAAAAGAAUGUGAUUUCAGUAGCUUAAACUUGACCAAGGAAUGCAAUCAUGGAUUGGAUAAGUACUUUGAUGUGUAUGACAUCAUAGAUAUGUACAGUUUGUAUGCCCCUGUUUGUGUUGAUGAUAACAUUGGUACCACCAUUUCCAAACCCUCUGGUGUUUCCAGAUUCUUAACUAAAAAUAUUUAUGGAAGAAGGAGGCCGUUAUCUGGGUACGACCCUUGUGCCUUUUUGUAUACUGAUGUUUAUUUUAACCGAGCGGAUGUCCAACGUGCUCUUCAUGCUAAUGUCACUGGACUUCGUUAUCCCUGGACAAGUUGCAGCGAUGCCAUUGAGAAGUGGAAAGACGCUCCUUUCUCCAUACUCCCUAUUCUGAGACAACUUAUUGCUGCGGGGCUACGCAUUUGGGUUUACAGCGGAGAUACAGAUGGUAGAGUGCCAGUUACAGCGACGAGGUACAGUUUAAGAAAGUUGGGUUUGCGGAUGAAACAUGAUUGGACUGCAUGGUAUACUAACAACCAACAGGUGGGUGGAUGGACAGUUGAGUAUGAUGGUUUAACGUUUGUGAGUGUAAGGGGAGCUGGGCAUCAAGUUCCUACUUUCAAGCCAAGAGAAGCCCUUCAGCUCUUCCAACAUUUUCUCGAAAACCAAACCCUUCCCUCUACACCCUUUUGAGUACCAUAUCAUCUAUCUAUCUAUCUCCAUAAAGAAAGAAAGAAAGAAAGAAGGUUGUAAGAACCAACUUUGAUCCAUUAUUGUUUCUCAAACAUUUAUAAAAUUAUUAUGUGCUUUUUUAUUAUCCAGUCACGAUAAAUUUGGCUGUUGCAAGUUUGAUUUUGUUGAUCUUAUGAUCUAUGUAAUGAAAAUUGC